This is a messenger RNA of Bicyclus anynana (squinting bush brown), 4327 nucleotides long. Its product is annotated as E3 ubiquitin-protein ligase UHRF1. Gene Ontology annotation, biological process: protein ubiquitination; negative regulation of gene expression via chromosomal CpG island methylation. The coding region runs from base 164 to 2491 and encodes 775 amino acids. The record is from RefSeq and is a predicted model, not a curated record. NCBI's taxonomy places the organism in Eukaryota, Metazoa, Arthropoda, Insecta, Lepidoptera, Nymphalidae. The transcript is spliced from 16 exons. Gene Ontology annotation, molecular function: protein binding; ubiquitin protein ligase activity; metal ion binding.
AAAAAAAACCGACAUGCAGAUUUAAAUUUCAAAGUUUCAAACUCAUUAACAAGAACGAGAAGUCGAAAUUCUUGGAAAAGAUUCGUUACAAAAGUGUUUAGUUCUUUAGUAUCUUGUAAUUAUUGUUUUUACUAUUCUAUUGUUGGAUAAUUUUAUUUUUAAAAUGUAUGUCAAAGUGAGAUUUGUCGGUCAUCCCGACGUUGUUUUACCAGUCGAUUCCAAGCUUACAAAGAUCGAAGAAUUUAGACUUGUUUUAAUGGAGAAAUUUAAAGUGCAACCUGAACGCCAGAACUUAUUUUAUUCUGGAAAGCUGCUGGAAGACGGGUAUACAUUCUAUGAUUACAACAUUAGGCUCAACAAUGUUAUUCAACUUAUAGAAAAAAGUUUACUAAGUGAAAAAAAAAAUAGUGAUGCAACAACUAAAAAUGUGGAGGAAGAAGAAUCUAAUGAGGAGAUAGAAUAUGAAGAUGCAACCAGUACAUUGUACAAAGUGGGGGACUUAGUGGACGCGAGACAAAGUGAAGGUUAUUGGUUGGAGGGCAAAAUAACAAGAAUAGUUUUUGACCCCACAAAAGACAAUGUGCCAACAAACAAAUUGGAUGUGGAAGAAAUUUCCAAUUAUAACAUUUUAUAUCAAGUGUCAUUGGAUAACAAUCCAGAUGAUCAUAUAUUUUGCAAACCAUCAGAAAUAAGACCAUUAGCCCGCAAAGUUAUUAAUCCAAGUGACUUGAAAACAGGCCAGAUUGUUAUGAUUAAUUUUAACUUGGACCAACCAGGGGAAGUAGGAUAUUGGUAUGACUUCAAAGUGGAACAGAUAUUGAAAAUCAAAAGAACAUAUAGCCUUAUAGGAACACUGUACUUAGGACUGGAGUCUAUACCACAAAACAACACUAAAGUACAGGUUAAAGAUAAAAUAUUUGAUAUUGAGAAACCAGUACCAUUGCAGGAGCGAAGUCAAGAGUAUUUAAACAAGACCUCAAAUGCACCACAAAAAAGAAGCAGUCCAUUCCUUUGUGACAAGUGUCUCGACGAUUGCGACGUGGACUGCAAGUACUGUGGAUGUUACACUUGUGCUGGGAAAGAAAGCCCCAACGAGAUUUUACUAUGCGACGAAUGUGAGCAUGGCUUCCACAUGAAGUGUCUGGUGCCGCCGCUGACGGUGGUACCGACUGACGACUGGUACUGCCGCGACUGCAAGCGCGACGUGACCGAAGUGGUGGCGCCCGGCGCCGCGCAGCAGGCCAAGAAGGCCAGGGCGGGCACCAGCCGCGACUGGGGCCGCGGAAUGGCCUGUAUGGGAAGAACGAAAGACAGUGAUAUGCCAGCUGAUCACUUUGGUCCUAUGCCGGGUAUAGAAGUGGGCAUGUCCUGGCUAUACCGCAUACAGGUCUCAGAAACUGGGCUCCAUAGACCGUCAGUGGCAGGCAUACAUGGUCGAGCCAAUGUAGGCGCUUUCAGCAUAGUGUUAUCAGGUGGUUACGAAGAUGACGUGGAUAACGGCAACCAAUUCACGUACACGGGCAGCGGCGGGCGCGACCUGAGCGGCAACAAGCGCACUGCGGGCCAGUCGUGCGACCAGGAGUUCUCGCGCUCCAAUCAAGCUCUGGCGUGCAACUGUGCUGCGCCUCUCAACGCCAAAGGCGCAAACGCGGGCGCGAAGUGGCGCGACGGGAAGCCUGUUCGAGUCCUGCGCUCGGUCAAAAUGUUGAAGGUCUCCAAAUACGCGCCCAAAGAAGGUAUACGUUACGAUGGCAUUUAUAAAGUAGUAAAGUACUAUCCAGAAAAAGGUUUAGCUGGUUUCCAAGUGUACAAAUACCAUUUGCGCAGAGACGACCCGAACCCAGCGCCUUGGGAGCGCAAAGCGAAACAAUACCCUAUUGAGUACCCAGAUGGAUAUUUGGAAGCCAAAAUGAAGAAAGAUGCGGGCAAACCGAUGCUCAAAGCGUUUCUAACAACUGACGAUGCUGAAGUUAGCAAGUUAUCGGAUAGCCUUGACAAUACACUAUCCAGUAUUGAUAACACUGACAGCUAUAAAUCUAGAAAACGGAAACGUUCGGCGAAUGACGAAAUGAAAGAAAACAAUGGAAAGAGCAAGCCUGGUGCUGAAAAAGCUUCAGGUUCAACAUUGAAGAAAAGUCAAGAAAAUUUGGUUCUUACUAAGGACGAACAGAACUCGAUAAAUAUGGACCAAAAGAAUGCUAAAUUGUGGCAAGAAUGCCUUAAAAUCAACGAAUCGAGAACGAAAUUCAUCGAGCAAGUCCAACAAGUGUUCCGGUGCAUCAUAUGCCAGGGGCUAGCAGUAUCCCCUGUCACAACGACUUGCCUGCACAACUUCUGUCAGAACUGUAUAAAGCGGGCCUUCAAAGUGACAGAUUCGAAGUCGUGUCCAUACUGUCGGCAAUCGUUGGCGGACUUUGAAAUUACAAAGAACACUCACCUCAUGGGAGCUCUGCGAAUUUUGCUACCAGGGUAUGACGCUACGCAGAAGUAGUGCGUUUACGAUCAUAUCUCAUAAUAUAGUCUGGCAAGUUUGUUAAUUACACUCCCAUGAUAUGCGGGCGACGGGGGGAAAGACUGCGUGGGUGUGAAAUCGAGCGUGCGGGGAAGUGACGUGCAUCAGUCGUGGGUUUUUCAUUCAUCGCUACACGCCCCCCCGGCCCACGCAGAUCAUCGGGAGUGUUAUAAACAAAGUUGCCAAGCUAUAAUAGUGUAUUGCACAUAAGUACAAAAUAGAUAGGAUAUCUUAUAGAUUAUGUAGGGUAGAGAGUGAACAAUCUCAUAUGGAAAAAAUGUUCAAGCUAUGAAGCAUUAAAUAAUAACUAUUAGUUCAAUAACUAUUCAAAAUGGCGGCAGGCAGAUGUUUUCUUUUUCUUUUAUGUUUUCACCUUAUAGUGCGUACAAAUUUCACGAUAUUUUACUAAAUUCUUACUAAGUCCAACAGUCGUGGCUAAUUUUUUCUUUAACGUUUGAACCUAUGUAUACGUCACCGUUAGAUAGUAAAAUACGUUAGAUUAUAAUUUCACUCGUGAUAUUAUAAUCUGCCGUUAUAUUGUAAACUGAAAAUAUUGAUUACAAUUUAACGCGUUAUUUUUCGGUAUAGAAUCUAUCGGAAGCGGACAUAUUGUGCGUUUAAAUAAAAUGGUGUAUUUCCUAACUAAUUUUUAACACUUAAUUAUAAACACUGCUCUUCCAUUUAUAAAAUGUUGUUAUUGUUAAUUAAGUAUAAUUUAGUCAAAUCUAAAGUUAGGUUAGGUUAACAUAACAAAUCGGGUGCUCGGUCGUAUGCCGGACACUUAGGUCAGUCUUUAGGUAUAAUAAAUAAUAAAUAAACAUGUGAUGUCACAAUUAUUGAAGUAUUUUAUUUGACUGACAUAUGUGGUUCAUACCUAACUCUAUGGACACAGAAUGGUCUGCUGUAAGGCCGACCAAUCAGGGGCAGGUUCGGACAGUUGACGUUUUAAGAUUGCAAUUUAACGGUAUCACUUCCGAUAGAUUAUAAUAUACCGAAAAAUAACACGUUAAAUUUUAAUCAGUAUUUUCAGUUCACAAUAUGACGGCAGAUUAUAAUAUCACGAGUGAGAUUAUAAACUAACGUAUUUUACACUUUAACGGUAACAUAUACAUAGAUAGUCUUAAAAAAGUGUUUAUCUGAAGGCAGAUAUUGACUUUUAAAAUUAAACACAACGUCGAGUUUCAUAUAAAACAUUGAAUACCAAGGGCUAUGAAUCUAUGGAGUGCACAUCUUAUAAUAUGCUCUAGUAUUUCAGACCUAAUAUGCAUAUGUCUGAUAUUUUAUAUAAGAUUUCUUAGUAUUUUUUUUAUAAAUAAAUCAAAGAAGAUUAUUUUUUAAUUUUAUAAAUUUAUUUUAAAUACAUAUUUGAAAUUUAUCAUUUUAGUGUGAUAGUUCGAUACUAUUAAAAAUGUGAUAAAUAGCAAAUAUUUUACAAACAGGUUUAACUGAAGUGUCUAUCCUUAUAUAAUUUUUCUACUUUAUAGAGGAAACUGCUUUUACCAAGUUUAAAAAAACUUACAUGAUUUUUGGGUCUGGUUUCUACAUAUAAAAUUUUGAUUUAUCUUUUGGUUCAAUUACAGGAGAAUAUAUUAUUUUUGAUAAAAGUAUGCCUUUGUAGAAUUUAAAGCAAUUUUUCGAAUUUCCAAGAAAAAUGGCUAAAUGGGUUAAACUGAAACUGAACUUAAAAUUUGCGUAUUUUUUACGUUUAAACAGAAACCCCAAAAAAAUAAUAAUGAUUUGUCCUUCUUAUGUACUGGAAGUACUCGUAACGUAUUUUUAUAUUUUGAAAAAUAAACAACUCACGAGAAUUAUCAA